Messenger RNA from Hydractinia symbiolongicarpus, 2163 nucleotides. RefSeq names its product zinc finger protein 883-like. Gene Ontology annotation, molecular function: DNA-binding transcription factor activity, RNA polymerase II-specific; RNA polymerase II cis-regulatory region sequence-specific DNA binding. The record is from RefSeq and is a predicted model, not a curated record. The transcript is spliced from 3 exons. Bases 16 to 1908 code for a protein of 630 amino acids. Gene Ontology annotation, biological process: regulation of DNA-templated transcription. NCBI's taxonomy places the organism in Eukaryota, Metazoa, Cnidaria, Hydrozoa, Anthoathecata, Hydractiniidae.
GUUGAUCAAAUAAAGAUGAAAACAAACGAAGGAGGAGAAGGAGGAGCGUUACAAGACGAGAGCAAAGCUGAUGUACUAAGGUAUGAAGAUCUGAAAGAAAGAAGUGGUCAGAUUGCUGAAGAUCAAAUUAAAGUUGAAGAAGACUUGGAUGAUGUUGAGUGUGACCAAGGCGGACAACAGAACACUGAGAACAAUGUUCCAAUAAACACCGUCUACCAAAAAGAUAGAGAGAUCGAAAAUUCGGAGCAAAACGAUGAAGAGAUGGGUAAUAAAGAACAAGACGACGGAGAGUUAAAUAAUGCAGAGCAAAACAAUGGAGAGGUGAAUGAUGCAGAGCAAGGCGAUGGAGAGAUGAAUUCUGCAGAGCAAGACGAUGGAGAGAUAAAUAAUGCAGAGCAAGCCGAUGGAGAGAUGAAUUCUGCAGAGCAAGAAGAUGGAGACAAUACGACUGUGUUGUUAGUGGAAGUAAAUCUAUCAAAAGAAGACGGAUCAUCAGAAGCUGUAACUUUAGAACUUCUAUGCCCCAGCUCUCUCGUGGUUGAAGAAUCAGAGCCUCAGUCUGAAGAAAAAGAGCCUGGACACGAGAGAGAUAAAAGACAAUUCGAAUGCGAUAUUUGCCACAAGAGCUUUAAGCAACGUCAUCAUCUGAAAGCACAUCUCAUGAUUCACACUGGAGAAAAACCGCAUAAAUGUGAGGAGUGUAACAAGGCUUUUAUAAAAAAGCACGACUUGAAACGUCACAUGCAAACUCAUGCGAAAGAAGAAACUCCUGAUUCAAAAUUGGAAGAGGAUUCGAGUAGAAAAAUAUUUCGCUGCGACGAGUGCGACAAAACGUUCGCGCGCAAGAAAGGAUUGGUUGCACAUUCGAUUAUUCACAAAGGGCGACAGUUCACCUGUAGUGUGUGUGAGAAGCGUUUCUACCGCGGCGCUGAUUUGCAACGCCAUGCAUUAAUUCACACUGAUAAAAAACCUCACAAGUGUGACACCUGUGGAGAAGAGUUCCGACAUAGCUUCUUGUUAACCAAUCAUAUGAAACGACACACGGGUGAAAACCUUCUGUUUUGUUCCUUCUGCGAUAAAACAUUUGUUUCGAUUAGCCGUCUUAAACAACAUUUUCGGACACACACGGGGGAGAGGAGUUACAUUUGUGAUGUGUGUGGUGAUAGUUUUGUACAUCACAGCACUUUAAAGUCUCAUAAGCUCUCUCACAGCGAGGUGCAGCCUUACACGUGCGAUGAAUGUGGAAAAUCUUUCAACAGGAAAUCGAACUUGAAAAAACAUUUACGAAUACAUAACGACGAAAAAAUUUAUAAGUGUCACCUCUGCGGAGAAGGGUUUAUGCAUCACAGUACAAUGAAGGCGCAUAUAUUUGUACACGGCGGAGAAGAUCCGUUUUCGUGUAAUUUGUGCGGCAAGACUUUUAAUCGACGUUCGAAUUUAAAAAAACAUCAACGCAUCCACCUCGUUCAAGCCAUUCAAGAGGAGAUCAUAACACCACGUGUCGAACGCGCAUCCGUAGAAGUGAACACAUGUGAAACGGCAGCUAUGCAACUCAUGACAGAAGACGUGGCGGCUUGUCGAGCGAUAAUGAAUGAAGAUGGCGUCGUUGUUGCGGAGGAAUCGGAAAAUAUCCAAGAAGAGGUUGUCAUAUGUUCCGAGUUGGAGAAUCGCACAUGUCCUAUCUGUGAUAAAGUGUUAAAAAACAAGAAUCAUAUGAGACAACAUUUGCUCACACAUACUAGUGAGAAACCGUUCGAGUGUGAAGAAUGCGGUAAGAAGUUUAACCGCAAGUCUAACCUAAGAAAACAUGAGAAAAUACACACAGGUGUGAAACCACAUGGUUGUAAUGUGUGUGGAAAGAGGUUCCUUCUCAUCUACGAUUUGAAUCGCCAUAAGAAAAUACACUAAUUCUAGACUGCCUUGAUUGAUCAAAGUUAUGAUGGAGAUAAGACGGAGCUGCGCAUGCGUGAUAAUCACAACUACCAUGGCUGCUAAAGAAUGACUUUAAUAAACAAAUCUGAGAUCUAUUGUUGCUGCGCAUGCGUGAAGGAUGCUGAAAAGAACGGGAAAUUUUCUCUGUUAUUUCUUGAUGGCGUUUGUAAAUAAUUGAUACUAAGAGUAUUUGUCAUUCACUUUUACUUCUGAAAUUAGUUGCAAAACAAA